AUGACAGGAAAGCGAAACUUCAACGUUACCAACAAAGUGGGCUCCUGGUCAAGGCUUGCUCAAGGACUAGUGCCUAACGGCGUGACUGGGAUGCGUGCCCCUGCUGGAUCGAAUAUUUUUUACAUGAAAUACAGCACGAAUCUUGAGAAUGCCGCGCAAAUGGUUGCGAAUAGCUGCUUACCUACCGGCUCUAAUGUGACCACUCGUCCUGGUUAUGGCGAAAAUGUCGCAACCAUCCCGCAAUACAGCGCUACGUCGCCCGAUGUCGCGGUUCAGCAGGCAAUCAAGCAAUUUUGGCAUGAAAUCUACAUGUACAGUGUCAACUCAAAGAUGAUAUUCACUGUCCCUCUUCUUAAUAAAGGAACUAUGGCACCGCUCAGAUUUACCCAAAUGGCAUGGGCUUCCACUUAUGAAGUUGGUUGUGGAGUUCAAACUUGUUCGGGCAAUUACCUUGUUGUGUGCCGCUACUAUCCA
Molecule: messenger RNA, 474 nt
Organism: Ostertagia ostertagi
Lineage: Eukaryota; Metazoa; Nematoda; Chromadorea; Rhabditida; Trichostrongylidae
Source: the annotation of a GenBank genome assembly